Messenger RNA from Carlito syrichta (Philippine tarsier), 3539 nucleotides. RefSeq names its product NLR family pyrin domain containing 14 (gene NLRP14). Gene Ontology annotation, biological process: regulation of inflammatory response. Bases 13 to 3294 code for a protein of 1093 amino acids. Gene Ontology annotation, molecular function: protein binding. The transcript has 11 exons. NCBI's taxonomy places the organism in Eukaryota, Metazoa, Chordata, Mammalia, Primates, Tarsiidae. Gene Ontology annotation, cellular component: cytoplasm. The record is from RefSeq and is a predicted model, not a curated record.
GAAAACAGAUCCAUGGAUAAGAUGACAGAUUCAUCAUUGUCGUAUUCCUUUUUCUCUGAUUUUGGGCUGCUCUUGUAUUUGGAGGAGCUAAACAAAGAGGAGUUAAAUAAAUUCAAGUCAUUUCUAAAGGAGACCAUGGAACCUGGUCACUGCCUGAUACCCUGGACUGAAGUGAAGAAGGCCAGGCGGGAGGAUCUGGCUAACUUAAUGAAGAAAUAUUAUCCAGGACAGGAAGCCUGGAAUGUGGCUCUUAAAAUUUUUGGCAAGAUGAACCUGAAGAGUCUGUGUGAGAGAGCAAAAGCAGAGAUCAACUGGUCAGCCCAGAGUGUGGGACCAGAGGACACUAAGUCUGGAGAGACAUGCGAUCGGAAGGCAGUGCUGGGUGAUGGAAUAGAAUACAGAAUUCGAAUAAAGGAAAAAUUUUGCAAUGGAAGGGAUAAGAACUCUUUGCUUGGGGAGCCUGAAGAUUUCCAUCAUGAACUUUCUCAGGAAAAUAGAAAACUGUUGGAACAUUUGUUUGAUGUGGAUGUCAAAACUGGUGAGCAGCCACAGAUAGUGGUGCUUCAGGGAGCUGCUGGAGUUGGGAAAACAACCUUGAUGAGAAAGGCAAUGUUAGAUUGGGCAGAGGGUAAUCUCUACCAGCAGAGAUUUACCUAUAUUUUUUAUCUGAAUGGGAGAGAAAUUAACCAACUGAGAGAGAGCACUUUUGUGCAGUUGAUAUCAAAGGACUGGCCCAGCACAGAAAGCCCCAUUGAGGGGAUCAUGUCCCAGCCAAGUGGUCUUCUCUUUAUUAUUGAUAGUUUUGAUGAACUGAGCUUUGCCUUUGAGGAACCUGAGUUUGCACUGUGUGAAGACUGGACCCAGGAACACCCAGUGUCCUUCCUCAUGAGUAGUUUGCUGAGGAAAGUGAUGCUCCCUGAGUCAUUCUUAUUGGUGACAGCGAGGCACACAGCUUCUAAGAGACUAAAGCCUUUGUUGAAGAGUUAUCGUUAUGUAGAACUAUUAGGAAUGUCUGUGAAUGCAAGAGAGGAGUAUAUUUACAGGUUUUUUGAAGACAAGAAGUGGGCCAUGAAAGUAUUCAGUUCACUAAGAAACAAUGAGGUACUUUUUAGCAUGUGCCAAGUCCGCCUUGUAUGCUGGGUCUUUUGUACUUGUCUGAAGCAGCAAAUGGAGAAGGGUGGUGAUGUCACAUUGACCUGUCAAACGACCACGGCUCUGUUUACCUGCUAUAUCUCCAGCUUGUUCGCACCAGAACGCUCUCCUAGACUACCCAACCAAAACCAACUAAGGAGCCUGUGCCACUUGGCUGCCAAAGGAAUAUGGACUAUGACAUAUGUCUUUUACAGGGAAAAUCUCAGAAGACAUGGGUUAACUAAAUAUGAUGUCUCAAUUUUUCUGGACAUGAAUAUUCUUCAAAAGGACACAGAGUAUGAAAACUGCUAUGUAUUCACACAUCUACAUGUCCAGGAGUUUUUUGCAGCUGUUUAUUAUUUGUUGAAAGGUAGUUGGGAAGCCAGGGACGUUUCCUUCCAGCCUUUUGAAGACUUGAAGCUGUUAAUAGAAAGCACAAGCUAUAAAAACCCCCAGUUGACACAGAUGAAGUGCUUUUUGUUUGGUCUUUUGAAUGAAGAUCGAGUAAAACAACUAGAGAAAACUUUUAACUGUAAAAUGUCACUGGAGAUAAAAUCAAAGUUACUUCAGCAGAUGGAAGUAUUAGGAAACAGUGAAUAUUCUCCAUCGCAGCUAGGAUUUCUGGAGUUGUUUCACUGUCUGUAUGAGACUCAAGAUGAAGCAUUUAUAAGCCAGACAAUGAGAUAUUUCUCCAAGAUUGUCAUUAAUAUUUGCGGGAAACUUCAUUUGCUUGUAUCUUCAUUCUGCCUUAAACACUGCCAGUGUUUGCAGACCAUCAAAUUGUCUAUAACUAUGGUAUUUGAGAAGAAGAUGUUAAACACAAACCCUCCAGCUGAAACUUGGGAUGGUGAUCACAUUAUUCAUUACUGGCAAGAUCUCUGUUCUGUGCUUCAUACAAAUGAACACUUGAGAGAACUGGACCUGUACCAAAGCAACCUUGAUAAAUCAGCGAUGAAAAUCUUUCAUCAAGAACUAAGACAUCCAAACUGUAAACUGCAAAAACUACUGUUGAGAUGUGUCACUUUCCCUGAUGGUUGUCAGGAUAUCUCUCAGUCUUUGAUUCACAACCAGAAUCUGAUACAUCUUGACCUGAAAGGAAGUGAUAUCGGGGAUAAUGGCGUGGAGUCAUUAUGUGAAACCUUGAAACGCCCAGAGUGUAAACUACAGAAACUGAGGUUAGAAUCCUGCAACCUGACUGUAGUUUGUUGUCUGAAUAUAUCUAAGGCUCUCAUCAGAAGCCAGAACCUAAUAUCUCUGAAUCUGUCAACCAAUAAUCUACUGGAUGAUGGAGUGGAGCUGUUGUGUGAGGCCUUAGGACAUCCAAAGUGUUACCUAGAAAGACUGUCUUUAGAAAGCUGUGGUCUCACGGAUGCUGGUUGUGAGGAUCUGUCUUUGGCUCUAAUCAGCAAUAAAAAGCUGACACAUCUAUGUUUGGCUGACAACGUCUUGGGAGAUGGCGGAGUAAAGCUUUUGAGCAAUGUCUUGCAGCAUCCACAGUGUACUCUACAGAGUCUUGUGCUGAGGUGUUGCCAUUUCACUUCACUUAGUGGUGAGUAUCUCUCAAUUUCUCUUCUACACAACAAGAGCCUGACACAUCUAGAUCUAGGAUCAAACUGGCUACAAGAUGGUGGAGCCAAGCUUCUGUGUGAUGUUCUUCGGCAUCCAAGCUGUAAUCUUCAGGACUUGGAAUUGAUGGGCUGUGUUCUCACUAGUGCAUGCUGUCUGGAUCUGGCUUCUGUUAUUUUGAGCAAUCCAAACCUUUGGAGCCUGGACCUCAGCAACAAUGAUUUGCAGAAUGAGGGAGUGAAAAUUCUGUGUGAUGCUUUGAGACAUCCAAGCUGUAACAUUCAGAGACUUGGGUUGGAAUACUGUGGUUUGACUUCUCUCUGUUGUCAAGAUCUGUCCUCAGUUCUUAGAAGCAACCAACAACUGAUAAAAAUGAGCCUAACACAGAAUACCUUUGGAUGUGAAGGAAUUAUGGAGUUAUGUAAAGUCUUGAGGUCUCCAAAGUGUAAACUACAAGUUCUAGGGUUGUGCAAAGAGGCAUUUGAUGAGAAAUCCCAGAAGCUGCUGGAAGCUGUUGGAGUUAGCAAUCCACACUUAAUCAUUAAGCCAGAUUGUAAUGAUCAGAAUGAAGAUAUGUCCUGGUGGCGAUGUUUCUGAUUUGAGGAACUUGAUAUUCCAUAAGUAAAUGAAUGGAUUAAUAAUUAAAAGUUAAAAAUUAAAUUUAAAAAAACCUCAGAGUGAUGAAUACUUGGGGUCAUAGCUUUAAAAACUCUAUGCCCAGAGAUAUUGCACCUGCAUUUGUUAGAUACAGGUUAGUUCCCUCUGUAAAAUGUCUGUUCUUCUUCACAUAGAGGUUGAGAGGCUAAAAUAGAAUGAAAAAAAAAAAACCAUAAAACUCUCUG